AUCUGAAAGUGUCAGUGUCUGUCAGCCAGGCUCCGCUGACCACUGCACCACCAUCAGCACCACCACUGCAUCCCUCAGCUCCCGUCGCUGCUCAACACUGCCUGGCCAUCGUGUCGCCGCACGACAUGGCCGGCCCGCGCUCGCUCAAUCCCACCUGCGAGGACUACCAUUCCGACGACAGCGACAUUGUCGAGUCCUUUCGCAGGUCGCCCGCCACCAACCAAGCAAAUGUUACUGCCAAACGAUCGCAUCCGUCCGACCUGGGCACCGACCAACCUGCCGCGGUGGAGAAGGUUGUCAACAUUGACAUGCAGAGCGACUCGGGGUAUUCCAGCCAUACCGCCGCGACCAUGAGCAGCGCUGAUUCCGCCCCAAGUGCAAAGUCGCAAAGCCCGCCCGUGGCCAUCUUGAACUCUGCUCCGCUUCCGCCUCCAAGUCCCGCCACCAUUAAGAAACGACCCGCGCUGGGAGAGGAGCGAAAGAGCAGCAGCCAGAACAGCCCUCGCAAGCCAUUGCAGCGCACCGGCUCUGUGUCCUCGAGGACGGGGAGGUCGCGCAAGGCAACCAACGAGGAAUGUAAUGAUCCCAACUGCACCAAAUGCGGUCCCAACGCACGUGGUCGCCGGCCCGCCCCUUCUCCCCUUGACUCCGGCCUCGACCUGUCUUACGUGGAGCCGCGCUCUCAACGAACAGAACCAUCCUACGCUCCGCAGUCGCCCACUUACACCACCAGACGGCUACCUUUAUACCCCAAAGAUUCUGCAGUUGUCCAACCUGCUCAGACCGCUCCGCGACGCUCUUUGUCGAUGUCUCGGCCCGCUCGCCCAGUCAGUUUUCACGGGGGAGAUUCUACCUCAGGCUAUUUAUUUUCGGGUAUGCCUUACCCAACUCCACCCCAUGAGCGUGGCCCUCCUCCUUCCGCCUCAGCCACAUUCACCAUGCAAAUGCCACCGCCGCAGAUGGGUCCAUAUGGCAUGAUGAGUGCCACCCCUCCAAACUACUUCCCACCAAUGUCACUUCAGACUUCUCCCCCGUACGACAGCCAGAGGCCGCCCAUGCAGGCUCGCACACCUUCCAACUACAACCCUAGACCCGUCUCUCAAUACGGGCCCCCGCUUGUGACAUACGAGCAGAGCGGAAACAUGCCGUCUGCGCGCCAUCCCACAGCUCCUCAGAGCGCAAGGUACGAACGAUUUCCGCAGUCGACCUUUGAAUCCGAGAGCUCCGAAGAGGAGUUGUCGGAAGAAGAGAACUUCCGUGGGAGGCAUAGCCGUGCGCUCAUGCCUCCCCCAAAGGCCAAGCCCGUCACUGCUCGCCGGCCUAGUGUUCAUCGCGCAAGCACGAAUCAGGUCUACAACAACUUGGACCGUAUGUCUCAGUCUCAACAAUUGCCCGAGCGUCCCCGAGAGCGGGACUCUCACGCUUCUCGGCUAGUGGCAACUGCAGCACCCUCACGGGCGACUUCAACUACUCGUCGUCCAUCUAUUAAACAGAAAUCUCAAUCGUCCUACGAGACUCCUCAAACUCAGGUCUUCGUCGAAGAUGCUCGAUCGCGGCGGCGCCAAUCCUACAUGGGCCCUGAGAAGGAGCUUGAAUUAAAAGCAAAGCACCGGGAUUCCAAGAUCUUUCAGAGCGAUCGCGACGAUGUCCUUGUUUCGCUAGGCCAUCGUCGUCGUAAAACCGACCUGGAUCCUCGACGACGCGAAGAGCACAUUACCGAGACGAAGGAGAGACAGAACGUGAGCGCUGCCGAAGCUUACCAACAACGCAUGCGUGGCAGUGAAGCUCCCCUCACUGAGCAGGCUCACAAAGCCGCGAAACGCAACUCACGCAUUCUUUCUGGCCCGUCUGAUAACGGUUCCUCUCGGAGCAGGAGCGACAAGGCUAGCCGCAUCAGUCAAUCCAAUCGCACUACAAUGACCAGCAGCGGUGGGAAUGGCGAAGUUCGCCUGCGCGUUGAUCCUUCUAUGGGCCUCAGGCUUCAACUCAAUGGAGACAAUGAGGGUCGCACCAUCCAAUUCGAGCCUGCUGAGGAUGGGAUGGCUGAUAUUGUCAUCAGUGGCCCGCGAGGCAGCGAAAAUGCCUACAGAAGCGAGAUGGGCAGCAUUUCCGGAAGGAAGGCUAUAAUGGGGGCGAACUCGACUAGAAGGGAAGCCGAAGAGCUGUCUACUCGGAGCACACGCAGCAGUCACGGUCGACGAGAGGACGGGAGACGUCCCCUUCGACGUACGCGGCAAAUCGAGUAUGAAAAUUAACCUCAAGUGUGCGUGUUCAGACAGCUCCCUUCAGCUGCAAGGAAGGACUACAUUGUCUUGAUUGAUCUCUUUCUGUCACAUUGGAUUCUCAUAUUUGCCCUGUGUUCGAUGCAUUCUCAUACCCAAUUUCUUCAUUUACAAUAUUAUCUUUGCUCUGCAGCUUCUUUCACUGGGUGGACCAAAGUGGCUCCAAAAGCUUUUAUCCAAGAAAGUCUCCUUUGGGCAUCGUCUCCUUUCCGCCGG
Molecule: messenger RNA, 2498 nt
Organism: Lindgomyces ingoldianus
Lineage: Eukaryota; Fungi; Ascomycota; Dothideomycetes; Pleosporales; Lindgomycetaceae
Exons: 1
Coding region: 126-2255 (709 amino acids)
Source: RefSeq, a predicted model, not a curated record